AUGGCAUCAGGAACACGAGUCACAUUUCUCCAGUGUUACCUCAGCGAGCAGGGCAAUCGCGUCUAUACGCUGAAGAAAUUUGACCCUAUGGGACAACAGACUUGCUCUGCUCAUCCUGCUCGGUUCUCCCCAGACAACAAAUACUCAAGACACGGAAUCACCAUUAAGAGACGCUUCAAAGUGCUCAUGACCCAGCAACCACGACCUGACCUGUCUUCUGAGGGUUCCUUAACCUCUUGUGCUGCCCCCUCCCCUCCGCCCCAGCCCAUUAUCAGCAACCAAACGCCUCAAUCCUGA
Molecule: messenger RNA, 297 nt
Organism: Meriones unguiculatus (Mongolian gerbil)
Lineage: Eukaryota; Metazoa; Chordata; Mammalia; Rodentia; Muridae
Product: H/ACA ribonucleoprotein complex subunit 3-like
Exons: 2
Coding region: 1-297 (98 amino acids)
Biological process (GO): rRNA pseudouridine synthesis; snRNA pseudouridine synthesis; ribosome biogenesis
Cellular component (GO): box H/ACA telomerase RNP complex; box H/ACA snoRNP complex
Molecular function (GO): telomerase RNA binding; box H/ACA snoRNA binding
Source: RefSeq, a predicted model, not a curated record